Molecule: messenger RNA, 1383 nt
Organism: Peronospora farinosa
Lineage: Eukaryota; Oomycota; Peronosporomycetes; Peronosporales; Peronosporaceae
Source: the annotation of a GenBank genome assembly
AUGUUGGACAUGGAUCAGAGCGUCAAGGACGCGUUUGUGCACAACGAGGACAAUGCUUCUAUUAUUCUAGACGAUAAGGUAUCGCGAAAUACACCGUGGACGCCCAAGAGCUUAGGACGAGCAAAGACGGCCAUUAUUUACAAACAAACAUUAAACGACACGUUAUUAGUACUGGAACGUAAUAUCUUGUUUCUUAGUGGAUGGGUGCCGUAUUUUGUGUCUUUGCAAGAAGAUAGUAUCCUUUUGUUUGCCACUCGUGAACGAUGGGAACAGGGACUGAAGCCUGAUAAGGUAAUUGAGCUGCACCACAUGUUGCUGCUUGGAGACAUGCAAGUUGAUGUGGUCGAAAACUGCUCCUCGCUGCAGAACAAGGAUGGUAACGUACGACUUUUUCGUCGUAAGAUUGUAGAAAUAGAUGAGAUAGACGAGGAUCAGAAUGAGGAGUUUCGACAGAGUUUGGCUGUGUCAUCAAGGAGCAGAAUGGACAAAAUUAUUGUAAAUAAGCCAAAUGCGAGUACACGCUGCGUCCUGGAAUUCAGCUCAUACAAUAUGAACACGUUCGAGUUGUGGACAAAAGCAAUUCGCCACAUCUUGGUCAAUAGACGAGAAGUACAUGUCAGAAGUUCACGCAAUAACCAGAGCAAGGAAGACACAGAUAUGACACCUAGCGACAGAUCAAACAAGAGCUGGGUAUCUCCGGGGCAAGAUUCCAAGGUGACUUUGCUUCAAAGUGAAAUAUGGUGCAACCGUGUGCUUUCCGGCGAGAAGCUGAAAGCUGAAUCCGAAAUUCGGCGGAUCGUUGCGAUGGAAAAGCUAGUGGCUCAAGUCACUCACCCACAAAUGGCGCUAUUGGUCUAUGAGAAGGUAAGCCGUGUGCACGAAUUGUUUUCGGCCAACAGUAGGCGAGAAAUUGAGGGUCUUGGCGGAAGGGAAGCCCCCAUUUCAGCAGAGGUUCUGAACUUCUUUGCGGACCAUCUCAAGAGAAAGUAUUCCGUUUUCUUGAUCCUUGCAUUAGCCUAUGGGGUCAAAGAGGAAGAAAUUCGAGAAGCACACGAGCGAAUGUGUCAAGAUAGCGCUGCUGUGAAUGCAGGAGUUGGUGGUGGUAGCGGCGAGCAGGAACGAACCGCUGCUUCUUACGGUUUCGAAGACCCGGAGAGCCUUCAGUUGUAUGAAAAAUAUCGCGAUUCGGCGUUACAUUACCACAAAAUGAACUACGGUGACACAAGUGCUGCAGAGGAAGAAGAUGCGAUUAUGCACCUUCCCGUUAUGCUGCAAGUUGCCAUCGUUAGACAAGACCUUGAAGAAUCAGGGGCAAUGCUCUCCAUUUUAAACACCGUCAAGGAUCGGCUAGUGGAGCAUUGUGCCCAGCAGAAUGAUUCCUAG